CAUGAGGCGGUUUGUUCAAAACGAUUUCAAACUAGGUACACCACUAUCGUGCGAUACUUAGUCGGUUGCGCCGGAAGAUAAAUAGGAACGAAAAAUAUAAACAUUCACAAAUUUUUAACUUCAUAAAUAAAUUAAAAUAAGGACAAUAAGUGGUGUGAAAUAAUACAGUGAAUCGCAACUGGCAUCACAAAUUGUGCAUUUGAAAUUAUUUCAAUCACCGCCUACGGGCUGUGGCCAAAGUAAACGACGAGUCUCUGACGGCGUGUAACCGAAAGUAGAGUUUGAUUGCCUAAUUAUUUUAUGGUGGAGAAACAUUUUUACGGUCUAGAAUCAUGGGUGAACUCGCUGCAAAGUUUGGCUUCGACGAGCUGACGAAUGGCGCAGGGGGCAUCAGCAAAGCUCUUGUAGCUGAAUUUAUCGGCAACCUUCUGCUGAAUCUGUUCGGGUGUGGCGCCUGCAUCAACGUCAAGAAUGGGCUGAACGCGCCCGCCGACAUCGUGCUCAUCGCCUUGGCGUUCGGUUUGACGGUCUUCGCUGUUGUGUCGGCAAUCGGCCACGUGUCCGGUGGGCACAUCAACCCGGCAGUGACCGCGGGCUUAGUGUCCGUCGGCCGAGUGAAACCUAUCCGGGGAGUUCUGUACGUGGUCGCGCAAUGCGCCGGCGCCGCUGCCGGGUCCGGCCUCCUGAAGGCCUUCACCCCGGAACGAGUCGCCGGGAAACUCGGAGUGACCGCCUUGGGUACUGACGUCACCUCGCUGCAAGGAUUCGGCAUUGAAUUUUUCCUUGGCUUUGUGCUGAUCUUCGUCGUGUGUGGGGUAUGCGACCCCCACAAACAUGACGCCAAGGCGACGGCCCCCCUAGCCAUCGGUCUCACAGUGACCCUGGGCCACCUGCUGGCUGUGGACUACACCGGCUCCGCCAUGAACCCCGCGCGCUCUUUCGGAUCUGCGCUCGUGGCCAACGACUGGGCGGACCACUGGGUGUACUGGGCCGGGCCCGCGGCCGGCGGCGUGGCGGCGGCGCUCCUGUACGUGCACGUAUUCUCCGCGCCGGCCGUCGACUCCGCGCAGUACCGGCCGGUCGCCAGCGACGAUAAGGAGCUGAAACGUCUGGGCGGCAAAUCUGAGGCCUGAAACAGCGCUUCUGUAUGGCGGCAUCCCCGCCCCGCAGCGGCGACCCCCACGCCCAUCUCCGUUCCCAGCGACACAUGGCAAGCUGCCCGACAAUGAUGAUGACAGUGAAAACUAAAACUACUACAUAACUGAAAGAACUUCAAAGAUUAUGUUGGUGCGCGGUGCGAGUGGCCCUUUUGGUGUAUCACGUCUAGUAUACCUAUGUAUGUAAGGUAUAGUAGAUACAUACAUACCUACAUAUUAUUUUCUACUAAAUACCAAAAUAGUCACUCGCUCCAAACACUAACAAAUUGUAACGAGUUAAAAAUAAAGAAAUUUUUUAUGAAUAUGGCUGCGGCUAUAAAGACUAUUAUCAAAUAAUAUUAGAAAGAAUGUUACAAAUAUUUAGCCCAAUAUUUACGGCGUAGGCUACUACGACAAUAACAUAAGCUACGUCGCAGCGACUACGCUAUUUGUAAUCAAUUUUGCGAAUUGUUAGAAUUGUGUUCGACUAAAAGUUGAAUAAGCAUCUUUUAAAAUUGAAUAUAGAAUAAGUUAUAUUGAAAAUGUAUAACACAUUGCCUCUUUCAUACAAAAGAGGUAGGUAUAACUCGCUCAUUUUUAAGAAUUUGUUAUGUUUUUAUAACUAUCUAAGCUUUAUCAAAAAUAUACCUACAUCAUAUUGGAAAAAGAAUUUGGAUGUUCUUAUAAAAAAGUUAAACUAAUAUAACCCCAAGAUUUAUAUACCAAGUGUGAAGUUACUGUUUAUUCACCUUAUAAACAUUUAACAUUUAAGUAAGUUUAAUCAAGAGUUGAUUUCAUAUUACAUAGUUUAGACAAUAUAUGAAAAAUAUAUAUUUUUUUUAAUUUUGUUAAAGAUUUUUUUAUAGAACUUCCAAUUUUCUUCACUUUCGAAUAUUUUUAAUUUGUAGAUGAAAUCUAAUUUCAUAUUAGGUUUUCUACUACUCAAGAUUUAUUUAAUCAUCAAGUAUUAUUAAUGUAGUUCACGUUAAGAUAAAAAUAUAGAUUAUUUAAA
Amyelois transitella is the source of this 2148-nucleotide messenger RNA. It is a transcript of the gene Prip, whose product is annotated as aquaporin AQPAe.a. Lineage: Eukaryota; Metazoa; Arthropoda; Insecta; Lepidoptera; Pyralidae. The record is from RefSeq and is a predicted model, not a curated record. Gene Ontology annotation, molecular function: water channel activity. Gene Ontology annotation, cellular component: plasma membrane. The coding region runs from base 333 to 1133 and encodes 266 amino acids. The transcript is spliced from 8 exons. Gene Ontology annotation, biological process: transmembrane transport.